Messenger RNA from Trypanosoma theileri, 5697 nucleotides. RefSeq lists its product as uncharacterized. The record is from RefSeq and is a predicted model, not a curated record. The transcript has a single exon. The coding region runs from base 1 to 5697 and encodes 1898 amino acids. Lineage: Eukaryota; Euglenozoa; Kinetoplastea; Trypanosomatida; Trypanosomatidae.
AUGUCCAAUAGUCGUUAUGGAGAACAAUCCCCAAUGAAAAUAGUAGGGGUAAGUCAAGGAUCAGAUCAUCAUUUUGUUCUUAGUUCUUCUAGUCAUGAUGCUCCUCUUAUGGCUGGUUCUGGAAUUCCUGCUCUUAUCUCUCCUAUUAAUAGUGCUAGUGCGGGUACCGUAUCCUCACAUUCCGAUAGUUACACUACAUCAGACUCAUCUUAUAAUAGUGUCCCUGAUGAGCCACUUCUUGGAAUAAGAUAUAUACCUCAGGGUGAUCAAAGUAAUAGUGAUAGUGAUAGCGAUACUGGUGGAAAAGGAAAAAGUCAUCAUCAUACGAAUAGUGGUUUGUAUAAUAAUAAUAAUAAUAAUAAUAAUAAUAAUAAUAAUAAUAAUAGUGGUAAAAAUGAUAGUUGUAAGGAAAAUCAAAAGCAGUCGGAGAAUCAAAAUCAAAGGAGUGGAAAAACAGUACAUCAUUCACAAUCCUUUGAUGCCUAUGAAGAUGAGGAAGGCGAUGAUGAUGAUUAUAAUAAUCAUAAUUAUAAUAAUAAUCAUCAUCAUCAUUCUCAUCAUUCUUGUGUAAAUGAGAAGCGGGAACUACCACAUAAUGACUCCUAUUAUAGUCUAUGGAGUAGUAUAGAAAGUACACGAAUGUUAUCUUUGCGUAAUGAAGCUUUGAGAUCACGGAGUAAACAACGUAAACAAACAGCCGUUACUCCUACUAAAAAAGAUCAAAGAAUCUCAAACACAGCUUCUCCUUCUUCAGCAGCUCGAGAAAAACAAAAAGAAAAAGAACAUCAUCAUUAUCAUUAUCGGGAAGGAAUCCAAUGGGUAUCCUCUUCUUCUGAUAAUGACCGUAGUAAACCUUUACAUCGUGCGGUGGUUUGUUUAUUUGCUGAUAAGAUUGAUAAGAAAAGUGGAUCCAUGGUGAUUGUUGAAUCAACUGACGAUGUGCAGUUGAGCUCCGUUUGCAGAAAUACGGGGAAUAAAAGUUUUCCUCUUGAGCAGGAAGUGGAAGUGAAUAGAAAGUUAAAUAUAAAUAGUAGUCCCCAUGCUGUGAAGAAGAGUGAUAUUAACAACGAUGGUCAUAAUAAUAAUAAUAAUAAUAAUAAUAAUAAUAAUAAUAAUAAUAUGGGCUCAUCACCGAAGUUUACGGGGAAUAAAUAUCGUGACCCGAAUACUCCUGAGAAAAAAAAAACAAUCACUCCACAAGAAGAAAAAGAAGAAGAAGAAGCGUAUUAUCAUCUUAAAGGACAUGAUACAGUUUUGAGUUUUGGUGGUAGUUAUAAAGCGGGAUCUCGUGAAGUCCAAGAAUCUAUUUUACCAUCCGUUUCCAUAUAUGAUCUACCAACAACAACAACAACAACAACAACAGGAAAAAGAAGAAGAGAUAGUUCCAGUGAAAUACGUUGUUGUUUUGUUGGAGCUCCAUUUGCAGAGAAAUCCAAACAAGAGAUGACCUUCUCCAUACCUAUAGCAGAAAAUGUAGAAGAUGUUCAUCUUCACAACACGAUAUCCACAUCACCACCAUCCUCAUCAUCAUUAUGUACAAACAAACAACAACAGCAGCAGCAAGAAGAAGAAAAACGACAGUAUCUCAGUGAUAUUAUUCAACUGUUGUUUGUGCCGGAGUCUAUUGAUGCGGAGGAACGUGGUGUACGUCGUUGGAUUCGCAGUGUGAAUCGACUUCGACGACACGGUGCUCUCUGGGCAGAAAUGGAAGAUAAUGACUCUCAAGAAGAACAAGAACAAGAAGAAGAAGAGGAAGAAGAAGAAGAAAAGGAAAAAGAAGAGUCUUUAGAUCAGAUUGAGAAUAGGGAAUCAAGUAUGGCUGAAAUGAUUACAAAGGAGGAAUAUUUACCAGUAAGAUCAGAAACGACAACGCACACCGCGUUUGCUGUAUCGUCGUUGCAAACGCCAGAGAGAAACUUAACAUCCACAAGUGUAGUUCCCACAUUUCUUGAGAUUGCAAAUAUGAAUAUGGAUGGAGAUGGUAGAGUAAGUGGGGAAUCGCAUAUUUGUCAUUGGGGCACACCAUCUAUGCAGGCGUAUGCAAUGGAAAUGCAUUCUCUCGUUUCUCCCAAAUCACGUCGACGUACAGGUACUACUCUAAACAGUAAUCAUAGUGGUAGUGAUAAUAAUAGUGCGAAUAGUAGUAAAAUCCAUAGUAGAAGUAAUAGUAGUCAUAUGGGUUCAACUGCUGUGGAUAAUGGGAAUGGCUCUUGUGGUUGUGUUUUUCAAGAAAUAAAGGUAUCCUCUGCAAGUUUAAAGGCAGGAGGAGUGAAAAAUGCCAGACAACAACAGAAGCAGAAGGAGAAACAGGGAGAAAUGAGGGAUGUUGAGAAAUCACUUGCAACAUCCACAUAUAUUCUGCAGAGAAAGUUAGGUAGUGAAAAGGAAAUGGAUGAAAACCAUCCUAUAGGUGAUGAAAAUAAUAAUAAUAAUAAUUAUAAUUAUAAUGAGAGCAUUAGUAGUAGUAGUAGUAGUAGUAGUAGUAGUGGUAGUACUGGGAAUGAAAACAAGCAUAAUCACAAUAUCCAUAAAAAUGAAAAUGAUGACGAUGGUGAUGAUGAUAAUAAUAAUAAUAAUAAUAACAGAAGCAAGAGUAAACGAGAUAGUUGUAUUCGGGCCCUUAAGCAGUAUCUUGUUCUCUUGGCUACUUUUAUGCCAUUAUCACUCUUUGUUGGACUUUCUAUGUUUACAUCUGCUGUUGCCAUCUCUGGACUUUUCAUUUUCAUGGUUGCACUAAUCCUUAGUGUAUUGGUCUAUCGACAUGUGGUUGAACUCUAUUCUCUCUGCUUUUCUGUUAAUUUAUGGCCUUCCGCUUCUUCCUCGGAGCGCCGUCAAAGUAACAUCCAUGGUGAUACUAUUGGUAAUAGUAAUGAUGGAUCUUGUAAUGGUAGUUGGUUAUUACUUUCACCGAGUUUACUUGAACUCACUCAACGUAUUGGUGGUAGGUAUUUAUAUUUUACGACUGCUGUACUUUAUAUGGGUACACUUCUUUCCGCUGCCAUUUUAUUUCUCUCAUUUGGUUUUACUUUAACAGGUGGUGCAGUGGCAUCUAUUAAUACCUUAUGGGAUCAUUCCACCUUUGAUAUUGUGAGUAUUCUAAACUCUCCAAGAGGUUGUGUUCUUGGAGCACAUAUUCGCUUUGUAGCCUUAUUCCCUUUUUUAUUGGUAGUUGUUUGUAUUGCGGGUCCCGCUAAAGGCCGUAAUCGAUUCUGUUGGUGGUGGGAAACUGGAAUAUUUCGUCUCCUCUCAUUUGCGGUGUUUGGUUUAUAUUUUCUCACAACUGUGGCUUUGCAGGUGCGAUGGACACUGCAGCGAUCCCCCAGUUGGUUUGAUAUUCCCCUUCGUUUUUUUGUUGAACACACAUGGGAUCGUAAUGUGCCGAGUAUGGCUUGGAUGCAGGAUACACUUUCUUAUGUAGAUUACUGGAUGGACUGGAAGGGAUUAGCAUAUAUCUUAUUACGACUCUCAUUAAGUUUAGCCUUACUUGCUUGGCUUUUUGCAUGUGGGGUGAGUUUUGUAAGAGCGGGAACAUAUCAUCUUUAUCUUCUUCCAUUGCUGUGGAAACGUAAAUCACCAGGUGUAUAUUUACGAAGAGAGAAAGAGGAUCAUUAUUGGUUUUCUUCUGGUUCUUUUCAUAGUGGAGUUUUUACAGAAAGUGGAUUUGGUACAACAUUCCGUUGGGCAUUUAUACUAUUUCUAAGUAUCACAUUAGUAUUUACCUUUACGGCUUUUGUGGGAACAACUAUGUAUAUGCCGUCGCUUGCAGCCCCAUUGUCACUACGAUUGCUUUGGACCGCCGUACCACGUAAUGCUAAUAGUAGUAGUGAUAGUAAUAGUAAUAGUAAUAGUAGUAAUAAUAUUACGUAUUCAAUGGCUUAUAGUAAUAGUGAUAGUCAAGAAGAGAUGGUGGUAUGUUCCCUUGGUAUUAUGGAAGGUUUACAUGUAGGGUCCUUACGGUUUGCAGCUGUAUUGAGUUUCCUCACAGGAUUUGUCUUCUUUGCAUGGGUACCGUAUUUUAUUGUGCAUGUUAGUAGUAUGUUGGCUAAUCUUCGUCCAGGAGCACAAUUAGAGGAACGUCAAGCCUUUGCGGUUUCUGCCUUUCUGCGAUCUAAACAAGCGGCCGAACAACCUCAUGGAGUUAGUAGUAAUGAAGAUAGUUCCUCACAUAUGGCAAGAGAUACUACUUCUACCUCUGUGGAUUGUAGUUCUGGUGAUAUUAUGGUUAUGGAUGAUAAUAAUAACAAUAAUAGAACGGAAAGGAAAUUAUUUUCACGGUGGUUUUCACUAUCAUGCUGGUUUCGUAAUUGUAUAUCCCGUUCUAAUAGAAAUAACGAAAUCUCUGUACGUGAAUCGGAGAAUAGUUAUACAAUGAAUAAUAAUAAUAAUAAUAAUAAUAAUAAUAAUAAUAAUAAUAAUUCUAAAACAAAAAAGGUAGAGAAAAAGUUUGUUAAACUUGGUAGUGUAGUCUUUGAUCUCUCAAGUCCUUUCAUAACUCAUCCAGAGCAAUAUUAUGCCACAACCCGCGCAGGUGAUGGUAUUCGAGUAUUAGAAUUAUUUAAACAUCUUCGUCGAAUGACAUUAGAAGGAAAUUGGCUUCGUUAUCAUAUUAUGGAAGUAUUACUUCUACGAGUUCCUUUUUUAUUUCUUGUUAUCAUGGUAACUUCAUUACUUGUGGCUGGAGGAAGUGCCCGUUGUUAUGGAUUCUGGGCAUUUUGGGAAACAGAACCCGUGGAAUUAUCCCAACAACUUCCCUGGAGUGUAUUAGACAAUGGAGGUGGUAAUAGUAAAUCUCCUCAUUGUAGUAAAUUUGUUUCUGUUAUUAUUAGUGAUCAAUUGUAUGGACGAAUUGUUCUUUUUGCGGCUUUAAGUGGUGGAUUCUUUCUAGCGCCAUUAGUGUUUUCAUUACCGGUGUUAUUAUUAUUACGAUCUUGGUGGGAACGACGGCGGUGUUUACGAUUAAAUACAUCUGUAGCCCGUAUAGUAUGUAAGGAAUCCUGCUGUGAAGAAAUAAAUAAUAUCACAGUAAUACCGCAGGAACAAAGUGGAGAUGAUGCGAUGGCGAAUAUGUCUGUGCGUUUGUUAGAACACACAAUACCCCCGUCUUCAUCUUCACAAUCCAUUAGCACUAAUACUACUACUAAUACUAAUACUAAUACUAAUUCUACUAUUACGAUGAGAAGUAAACAAAGAAAUAGAGGAAAAGAAGAAGAAGAAGAAGAAGGUAGUAGUACAAGUGUACAUAUUCCUCUAUUAAAUGAGAGACCACCGGCUUUGGGAUUAUCACAAGAUGCCCUGCAGGGUGGUUUGAUGGGCGUCCGUUUCUUUGUAUCGAUGCAGCAGAGUGAAGGGGCGGUGAGUGUAAUGGAGAGAAAAAUACGAUAUAGAAUGAAGGGAGACGCAGCAGCAGCAGAGAGAAGCUCCAUUGCAGAGAAGAUGGGAAGACAUCGUUAUCCUACCUAUAAUGCCUCACUCGCACCUUCACAGUAUUAUUAUCUUCUUAAACGUGAACAAUGGGAAAGUGGAAGAAGUAAAAAGACCAGUUUAGCUAUGAUAUGUUGGAAAUGUAAAAUAUUCCUACAGUCAGCAUUAAGUAUAAUGUUAGAAGUAUUAUCACUUCUGGUGGGGUUACUGGCAUUUCUAGGAGCAUUGCGAGCCACGGCAGCUCUCGCAGACCAAUAUGGUAUUUGGACAAACUAA